Molecule: messenger RNA, 228 nt
Organism: Linum trigynum
Lineage: Eukaryota; Viridiplantae; Streptophyta; Magnoliopsida; Malpighiales; Linaceae
Source: the annotation of a GenBank genome assembly
AUGAUUUACUGUACUAAUGGAUGGAAUGUUGUUGGGGGUAAUUCCAAGUCGAAGUCGAACCAGUACGCGAGCACGUCUCUGAUUCAGAUUGAGGGAGUGAACACCAAGAAAAAGGUGAACUGGUACCAGGGCAAGCACUUGGCGUAUGUCUACGAGGCUAAGUCCAACCUGCCUCCCAAGUCCAUGGGCGAUAAGGUCAUUGUCUCCAUGUAUCCAUGUAACAUCUAA